Molecule: messenger RNA, 2829 nt
Organism: Betta splendens (Siamese fighting fish)
Lineage: Eukaryota; Metazoa; Chordata; Actinopteri; Anabantiformes; Osphronemidae
Exons: 4
Coding region: 236-1762 (508 amino acids)
Source: RefSeq, a predicted model, not a curated record
CAGGUAGUGUGUGUGUGUGUGUGUGUGUGUGUGUGUGUGUGUGUGUGUGUGUGUGUGUGUGUGGGUGUGUGUGUGUGUGUGUGUGUGUGUGUGUGUGUGUGUGUGUGUGUGUGUGUGUGUGUGUGUGACACCUAUUGUGCCUGCAUAUCUUGUGCCAACCAGAUAUGAUUACAACAGAAAGUCACUUUUCACCAGAGACCUGUGCUACUGUAUCAGGAGCUGCUGUUCUUCGCUAAUGAUGAAAUCGGACACAGGUGACGUGAAAUGUCUAAUGUCAGCUGUCACUGAGGAAAACAACAGGAUGAGCAGGAGCUCAGGACGUCCCUCCUGCUCGUCCUCUGGUCCGGCCUCAGCCGUGGCCUCCUUCCUGGUGGGGCUGCUGUCAGGAGCUGCUGGAGGUCUGCUGCUGGGAGCCACAGCCGUCGUGGUGCUUCAGGCUCUGGAGCUUCUGGACGGAAACCAGCUGCUGGUGGAGAAGCUGCACGACUUCAUGGCGGUCAGAGGAGCCAACGCGUCCCAAAGCGCCUGCAGCGAGCGGCAGCUGAACGUUGGAGUGUCCGUCCUGGCCGAGGCCUUGGGGGUGCUUUGCUGCGUGCUGUCGCUGUGUGCAGGAGUGUGUGCUGGGUUGUGGGUUCACGCUGUGAUGACUAGAAGCUGCAGAGCAGCGGUGGGGGGGGGGGCUGUGGCUGUGGCUGGGACCGUGAGUCUGCUGUGUGUGGCUGCGUCUGGAUCAGCUCUGGGUCGAACUCUGGAAACAAGUCUGGCCUUUAUUUCUACUGUGGACUUUUCAAUGUGGUUGUCUGUUUCUUUGUUCGUCAUUGGUCUGACCUUUGUCAACUUACUGAUACUGAACCUUCUCCAUCAUUAUUAUUAUGAGUUGUCAAGUUCCUUCUUCUUUCCCAUCAUAGUUUUGAUUUUAACUCCAGGAGCCGUUUACACCAUCGUUUUACUGGCUUUGUUCUUUAAAACAAAGCUGCUGCUUCUCGUGGUCUUGGUUCCAGUUGUGUGCGCUUGUUUCCCACUAGAGAAAACACACGACUUCCAUCUGAUCACUGCACCUGUGCUCCUGAUGCUGUGCGUGACUGAGCUUUUCAACAUGGCCGACCAGCCCAUCGUUUCCUUCCGGUCUGUGACAUCGGCCGACGCGGUCGGUGCCGUUCACGAAGGCGUCUUUGUUGGACUCUUGGCCUCCCAGCUGUUCGCAGCUGCUGUAGGGAUGUCUUUCGUGGCGUCUUGGCCCAAAGGUGGAGCAGGUAGAACCUGUGCUGGUGCUGCAGGCUGUGGAGCAGCGCUCCUCGCUGCCGUGGAGCUGGCGGCGCCUGCGCUGGGUCCGGGUCCCGCCAUAGGAGCUGUGCUGGGGGCGGCGGGGGCGGCGGGGGUGUCUCUGUGUGCAGCGGGGGCGCUGGCAGCAGUGGAGCGCUGUGUGUGGGUGGGGAGGUUGGGGGUGAGCGUGGGGGCGGCUGCAGGAGCGCUGGUGUCGUCGUGCUCCCACAGCGGACUGUCAGGGACCUUCAUGGCCGUGUGUGCUGCUGCCGUUCCUGCUGGACUCUAUCUGCAGCUGAUGCUCAGCUCCGUCCACAAACGCUGUGUUUGGCCAAACCUCAGGUUCUUGUACGGUUUCCUGUUGUUGGCGGCUGCUUUGUUGUGGUUUAACUUUGCCUGCACUGAUCAGCCUGAAUCCUUUGGGUUGAUCCCACUGGCACUGAUUCCAUUUCUUGUGUGGGUGGUGCUUUUGAUGCACACGCUGAAUAUGGACAAGUGAGUUCCUGUGGAUCCACUGUGACACAUGUGACAGGUCACAGGUGUUACUGUAUGGAAAAAAUUGUUUCUUCUUUAUUCUAUGCAGUUAUUCUAUGAUUUAUGACUUUUGUUCUGUGAUUAAUAUCUUAUGUUUUGUCUUCCAUCUGUUUUAUGUAUUUGACAUUUCACCAAUUGUUCAAUGAUCGUCUCUGCCUGAUGGACUCUGGACUCUAGCUCUGUCUCUGUUUGUUGAGACUUAGUGCUCCUUCCUCUCUGAUCGUCAGACGCCAGUGAUGCAGGUGUGAGAAUGUAAACAUCUUCACACACUGUGACAGGGAUGAGACGGUGCAUCAGUCUGACUGGGCCACACAGACGUUCCACCGUAGUCGGACAGAGGGGUUAAAAGGCACAAGCAACUUGAGGAUCGUGGGCUCUUUGCAUCACACCUUCGUGGUGUGUGCACUGAUCUCCAGCUGGUUUUUGGUUUGUUGAUGUGACAAUCAACAUCCAUGCUUUUUAUUUGCUUUCCCCAUUAUUUAUUUUUUCCUUUAUUUUUAUAAUAGAUCACACAAAAAACAACUCUCUCAUCUGCCUCUUUAUGGGAAAUUUCCUCCACACAGACUUUAUGGAAACAUUCCAGUAUAUGGUUUUACAUGAACUGGUUGACUCUAAUGUGAAUUGUAGUGGCUUCAGGAGACAAAGGUGCUGAGAGGCUAAAAUAGAGUCUUGUUGGUCAGAUGCAAGAAGGAAAACUUUGCUAGGAGGAGGAUGGAUGAUCAAAGAACAUCACCUGGAUGUUCCUGCGUCUUUGAGUCAUAGCUACUCGAAACAAGCUGAUGAAAGGAAACGGCUUUGCAGUGACAGCAACAGCUUUAAACUGAACAACUAAAACAAAGAUGGUUAAUUUUAGACAGAUGUUCAAUCUCUACUUUCUGUAUAUCUGUACAUGUUUUUGUAUUUGUUUUUAACUUUGUGUGUGAAUAUUCUAUAUUAAUAUUCUGCUACUUUGUACUUUAUUCUGCGUUUUUUUACAGCUGUGAAAAGGGGAUUUCUCAGUUUGGGAUCAAUAAAGUAUGUCUAUCUACUGUA